UUCUUUCAAUGGGCACUGAGACCUGGGCUAUCGCUGAGCUCAAUCGCGGACAUCCCGUCAGAGCUCCAAAGCUACAGGGGCCAAGCUCCCAAAGCUCACUCUAGCGGAUACUACCUCAGGUACCCCGCUGACCCGGAGUUCGGAUCGAACCAUUUCGCGAACUUCAACCGCCAUCACCACUUACCUUUGCUAUCGAAUAUCAAACCAAUUAUGUUACUUGCAAAGAGCCUAUAGCACCAAAGCCGAGUCAAAACCGAGUAUCAGUACAGCCAUCCAUGUCCACCCAAAGAGCCCUCUGGUUCGUCGCCAGCAAAGCCAGCAAAAAGCCCUCACCACAAGGCACUCAAGCUGGCACCAUCUAUAUCCACUGCCACGUCAAACCAGGCGCGAGCAAAACCCGCGAAGGCGUAACAUCCAUAACCGACGAAGCAGUCGAGAUAUGUGUCGCCGCUCAGGCGAAGGAGGGAGAGGCGAAUAAAGCUGUGGUCAAGGUUUUGAGUGAGGCUCUCAAUCUCCCCAAGUCCAACCUCGAGAUCACUCAGGGUCUCAAGUCCAGAGCCAAGACCAUUGCUGUUGCUGCCCCUGGGUCGUGGGUUGGUGGUAGUGGCGGCGAGGCGGAGUGUCUUGAGACGGUGAAGGCGCAUUUGAACAAGGCGACCGAGGCAUAAUUCCAUAUGGCCGGAUAAUGCUCUCAAGACAGCGAGCGCCAUCUGAAUGAUCGUACAAUAGUCGACACGGUUCUGUAUGUUCCCGCUCAAUCUCGGGAAGCAAGGGUAUACAAAGAUCUCCACAGACCAAAAGUCGUCCGGUUGACCCUUAUCGACGCGGAACCAGCUCCGCGCAUCCCGAUCUUUCUUUAAACGCGGGUAUCGAUAUCAUAUCCUCAUUAAUCAUAACAUGCGUCAAUCUCUGGAUGGCAGCAUCAUCGUCUUCACC
Neurospora hispaniola is the source of this 936-nucleotide messenger RNA. RefSeq lists its product as uncharacterized. The transcript is spliced from 2 exons. The record is from RefSeq and is a predicted model, not a curated record. Gene Ontology annotation, cellular component: cytoplasm. The coding region runs from base 276 to 668 and encodes 130 amino acids. NCBI's taxonomy places the organism in Eukaryota, Fungi, Ascomycota, Sordariomycetes, Sordariales, Sordariaceae.